This is a messenger RNA of Paraglomus occultum, 1169 nucleotides long. The record is from the annotation of a GenBank genome assembly. Lineage: Eukaryota; Fungi; Glomeromycota; Glomeromycetes; Paraglomerales; Paraglomeraceae.
AUGACUCCAACGUCUACUCCUACGUCUACACCUGUUAAUUUUACUCAUGUUUCAUUUUUUGAUAUCCACAACUUGCUCAAUGUCACAUUCGUCCUGUGCUUCACCGAAUGUGAACUGGACAAGUGGUUUAUCGCAAGGCCAACGUUUACGUGUCUCAUACUCGUACUUCUAUUUAUUCUCUAUUUAUAUGUAGCAAUCGUUCAUUACCCCGCAUAUAGAUGUAACAAGCACAUUACCCGUCGUAAUGCUAGGACUGCCUCGUUGGAAGAUACCUCUCAGAAUCGACUAGUAUACGUUAUAGUAUUUCCAUUCGCUCUGAUAUAUAUAUCGCUGAGAAUCGCAUGGGAGCUUUACCGACAAUGUGUAUUCUAUUCACUGGACACGAUCGAAUUCGUUAUCAGAUUAGUUCCCCGUGGACUUGCUGUGCUCUGGCGAAAUUAUUUGCGUAUUGUAAUGAAAACUAUCGUGCAUGUAAUGAAAACUAUCGUGCUUGGCACCUGGUAUAUCAUCCGGUCAAUUUUACGAACAUCGGUGAGAGCGAUCUGGAAAUCGUUGAUAUUCGGAUACAACGCCAUUUGGAAAACGUGUGCAUAUUCAUGGAACACAAUUAAAAGAUCCUGCGUAUAUGUUUGGAGGGACGUCGGAAAACGAUUGCUUUUUGCUAUAUGUAUUAAUCCAACAAAGUGGGCCAUCAGGCGUGGAAUAUAUCUGUCUCGUAUAGCAUGCUAUGUUGCAUGCUUUAUUAUACGUGAUAUGUUGGAAGAUGUACGUGAUCUGGUUUUCUUGGGCUGCGAUUCAUCGCGGCGGAUUUGGAAUUCCACAAUUGUUCCAGCUGGCCAUGUCGCUUAUCAUGCAAUCGCCUAUUCCCGGGCAACUGUGCGAGUGUAUGGGUCUAAAGUCCGAGCGCAUUUGUACAAGCGUGUGUUUAUCGCCGGAACAAGUGAACUCACUUGGAUUGUGGGUGAAGUGUUGAGGGACCCAAUCCUUAGAUAUGUUGCUGAAACCGGAUAUGGUACAAUUAGGAGAGCAAAGUUUUGUUUGAGCUUUAUGGCGGUUUCGAUGAAACAAUGCGUGACUCAAGGCCUAUACGCUAUGCAACGACUGUUAUCUCAAGCCCUAUACUUUAUACAACGGCUGUUAUCUCAAGCCCUAUACUUUAUACAACGGCU